CCAUCUCCCCACGCCAACAACCACUCCUUCCACUCCACCGGCCCCAUUAGCCUCUCCCACCGAAGCACUCAUACAGUGUCUACUACACCUCCACAUGCCGGCAGCCCCUACGCCGGACGCGUAGCGCCGGCCCAUGCACUAGCCUACCGCAAGCGCCUCGCCCCAACGAGCAGUAUGCCAAUGCCGGCGCCAACGCCGACGAAGCAUGCUAGCACACCGACGGCGUGCCACC
Messenger RNA from Dovyalis caffra, 232 nucleotides. The record is from the annotation of a GenBank genome assembly. NCBI's taxonomy places the organism in Eukaryota, Viridiplantae, Streptophyta, Magnoliopsida, Malpighiales, Salicaceae.